UGCGCGUCUCUCUCUCUCUCUCGGACGCAGGAGCGCGCGGUAGCGACGUGGACCGAAAUGAAAGUCGCGCGCCACCGCGGAUCGUGGAAUCAUGUUGGACAAGAAGGGCGCGUGAAGAGCGGAUGAGUGCACGAGCCCAAAACGAAUUGGUCUUACUUUUCCAUUUGACCUCAAGUCUAUUCUUGUAGGCUUAUUAUUUGUUGUUUUUGUUGUUGUUGUUGUUUUUUGCGCGUGAUGGCUGUGCGGAGCAGCUCGUUGAUGCCUUUCUCCAUUCAGGCCAUUUUAAACAGAAAAGGGGAGGAAGAAGAGGAAGAAGAAGAAGAAAAAGACGAAGAAGGAAGGCGCCGUCUGAAAGAGCUGGACAUGUGUUUUUCGAAAAGCGCGUGCUGGAAAAUAUUCGGAGGAACGCACGAGGAGGAAGAGGAGGAGGAGGACGAGGAGGACGAGGACGCCCGUGAGGACCGGGACAGGGGGAAGAGGGAGAGGGGAAAAGAAAUGGAGAGAGCGCGCGUGGCGGCGAGCCACCACAAGAGUUACGACUCCGACUCUGGGCUCAGCGAGGACCACCAUCACGACCACCACCACCGUCUCCACGACGAGCGCGAGACGAAAAGCAUCUCAAGGCGCGAGGCGCGGGACGGCUGUGACUCGCGCGCCCUGGACGAAAGCUUUCAGGACGAGACAGACCGAGAGUCCACGGCUGCCGAGCACGCGCGAGAACUGAGCGACUGCGAGCUCUUAGCCAGCGUGUCCGACUGUAAUAACGCGGAGGAGAAGGUCUCGGAGCAGCCCGGAGGAAAGCAGCGGAAGAAACGCUCUCGCGCAGCUUUCUCUCACGCGCAGGUGUUCGAGCUCGAGCGCCGCUUCAGCCACCAGCGCUACCUGAGCGGACCGGAGCGCGCGGACCUGGCGGCGUCGCUGAAGCUCACGGAGACGCAGGUGAAGAUCUGGUUCCAGAACCGCCGCUACAAGACCAAGAGGCGCCAGAUGGCCGCGAGCAGCGCCGCGUCCGCCGCCGCCGCCGCCGCUGCCGACCUCCUCCUGCCCGCCGCCAAGCGCGUGGCCGUGAAAGUGCUCGUGCGCGACGACCGCAGGCAGUACUCUCCCGGGGAGCUGCUGCUCCUGCGCCCUCCGCCGCUCCUCGCGCUCCAGCCGCCAUCUUCUUCCUCAUCUUCCUCUUCCUCUCCUUCAUCAUACUGUUACUACUAUCACCCGCACGCGUACUGUGCACCCGCCUGGACCCUGUCCGCGUGCACUGGGAACCAGUGAUGCAGUGGGGAAAAAGAGAGAAGUGUUUUGUUUGUAUGUUUGUCUCUUUGUUUGUUUGUUUUGUUUGUUUGUUUGUUUGUUUGGAUUUUAAUCUCCGAACAAAUCCAAAAAAGGAGGGAGAAACGAUAAAGACAUUGCGUUCAACUGUUUUAAGCUGAAACAAACCUAAAGACUAAUGACAUCACUUUAUUUUAUUAUUAAUGUGAUACUUUUUGGUAUUAUUAUUAUUGUUAUUUGUAUUUUUCCCCCCUGAAUGUAUAUAGGAAGUUACACGUUUCCGUUCAUGUCACUUGCACACAGGGAAAGACAGAUGUGUAAGUGAAUAAGUGAAAACGGUAGGACUCCAGCACUUCCGGUUUAUAAUCUAAUUCCUGCGCAAACAAAAACACCAGAGUGCGUGUGUGGUCACAUGCGCAGACUUUAGUAUUAGUGUUCAACCUUGUUGCUGUUUACAGAAGAAGAAGAAAAAAAGACAGCGAACAUUAAAGCACACAUAUAAAGCUGUGUGUGUGUGUGUGUGUGUGUGUUUUGUACACUUGGUCAUUGUUUGAGCAGAAAGGUUUAUUCUAUUAAAGGCGUUUUAAGUGACAGUUCAGAUCUUGGGUGUCGUUACAUUUGUGUUUAAGUGCACUUGGUUCAUGUGAAAACAGGCGAAGGAAUUCGGUAGAAUGAACGUUAACGACUUGAUUAAACGCUUUUACGUUUUCAUGAGACUGAAGUUACCUUGUAAAAAAAAAUCACCACGUGUAAUCAAUAGCUGAGAGAGGUCUUGAGUUGCACUUGGUGUCUUGGAAUAGGGUUUGUAGCCUUUUUAGGCUGUAUAAUAAUAAUAAUAAUAAUAAUAAAUUCCAGGUAUUUAGCAGACGUUCUUAUCCAGAGCGACGUGUAACAGGACCCUGACAGACCCACAGCAGAAGGCAGUCUGGGGAGCAG
Molecule: messenger RNA, 2202 nt
Organism: Neoarius graeffei (lesser salmon catfish)
Lineage: Eukaryota; Metazoa; Chordata; Actinopteri; Siluriformes; Ariidae
Gene: nkx3-2
Product: NK3 homeobox 2
Exons: 2
Coding region: 235-1269 (344 amino acids)
Biological process (GO): regulation of transcription by RNA polymerase II; cell differentiation
Cellular component (GO): nucleus
Molecular function (GO): DNA-binding transcription factor activity, RNA polymerase II-specific; RNA polymerase II cis-regulatory region sequence-specific DNA binding
Source: RefSeq, a predicted model, not a curated record